AUGGAUCCAUCGGAGAGACUCGCAGGUGUUGAUGAAGACCGAGAAACACCUGCAGCAAUGUGGACAGCAGCGCAGGGGCUUUGUCAAACUUCCAGCACCUCGGACACAAAAGUGAUGGAGCGUCUGCAGCAAUGUCAGAAAGAACGCCGUGAUCUGGAGCUGAUGCUCCACACCGUCGCUCAGGACUCCAGGUGCAGCUUGUGUCCAGGCGGCUGGCUUUGGUGGAGGGGUCACUGCUACUUCUUCUCAGUGGGACUUCAGGAAAAUCGUGAGUGGAACACGAGCGCUGAGUUUUGUCGGGAUCACAACAGCAGUCUGGCUGUGAUCAAAGACUCUGCAGAGAUGGACUUCAUCCAAGGUGUGAUGAAGACGUUUCGACACCUGCCCUACCUGUGGGUGGGGCUGACCGACUCCAGGCGGGAGGGUCAGUGGCUGUGGUGGGACGGGACAGACAUCCAGCACUACAUGCCGGUGACAGUAGAGUGGGACUCUGACCAGAGAGACUGCGCCGACCUGCGUGGAGGUGGGAGUCUCUUCGCUGUCGACUGUGAAUCGUUCGGACCGUGGGUUUGUAAGAGAGGGUCCUGACAGUCCGCAACACAAAACCACAUGACUUUCAUUUUAUAUUCAGUUCUUUCUUGCA
Molecule: messenger RNA, 643 nt
Organism: Solea solea (common sole)
Lineage: Eukaryota; Metazoa; Chordata; Actinopteri; Pleuronectiformes; Soleidae
Product: CD209 antigen-like protein C
Exons: 5
Coding region: 1-588 (195 amino acids)
Source: RefSeq, a predicted model, not a curated record